AUGCCUUCAAGAACACCAAAAGAAUUACAGGGCGAUAUUCAACGUGCUGUUCAGAUCCUACAAUUAUUCACAGACCCUAAUAAAGGGAAAGAUUUGUCAAUGUUGAUUCCUUCAUCUGUAUUAGCGAAUGCGCAUGGUAUUGUGUUUAUUCGAUUAUUCCGAGUUGGUCUCGGUCUUUCUGCAAAAACUGGCAAUGGAAUUAUUAUAGCAAGACUUCCUAAUGGCAGCUGGUCAGCCCCUUCAGGUGUGUCUAUGGUUUCUCUGGGAGUAGGGCAAAUGUUUGGUGCAGAAUCGAUUGAUAUGAUUCUUGUCAUGAACUACAGAGCUGCUGUAAAAGCAUUUUUAGAUGGCGGAGGACAAUUACAAUUAGGCGUUGGCGCAUCGAUUUCUGCAGGACCCAUUGGUCGUAGUGCAGACAUUUCUGCUUCUGCUUCUAUGACAGGCAACCAUGUUGCUGCCACAUAUGCUUAUAGUUCAUCGAAAGGUCUAUAUUUAGGGUACCAAUUUGAAGGUUCCAAAGUGUCUGAGCGAGUCCGGACGAACCAAGCUUACUAUGGACGUCCUAUCACAGCACAUGAGAUUUUGACAGGUGUGGUGCCUCCUCCGCAAGACGCUGCACAAUUAUACGAUGCAUUAAACGCUUUAGGAGCUGGACCUCGCCCAGGUGCUUCUUUUGGACCAAGAAAAAGUGUUUUAGGAAAACAAUCGUCUCAUACUUCUGCCUCAUUACCCACUCAAUCAUCACCACAACCACCACAGCCACAGCCACCACAACCACAGCCACCACGACCAUUGCCAAAAGAUGAAAAAUACAUGGAUCCUCCACCUCCUUACGAAGCGAAUCCUAGCAUGCCUCCUCAUUCGUUUGACAAUCAAGCCAGCGUUUUUCCACCCGAUACAAAACGACCUGUAAUGCAAACAGGCUACAGUCGACAAUCCAUUAAUCAAGCUGCAGUCAAUAUUCAUCAAACGGGCCAUUCACAAGGUGCUGGCCCUUCUCAUUUUUACUCGCCACAUGAACAGAACAACGCUGCGCCAUCAUCACCUGUCAUGUUUAUACCACCAUUGCAUCAAAGCAAGGACACGAAAUCACAUCAGGAUAUAAAACCAGCCAUGCCUCCUCCAGCAGACAGCAUGACAGUAGUUGUAGCUAAAUACGAUUAUCAUAGCGAUGCUCCUACUGAUCUAUCCUUUUCCGCAGGCGAUCAUAUUAUUGUCACAAAAAGACUGGAAGAUAGAAACAGUUGGUGGGAAGGUGAAAUAGGAACAAAAAAAGGUUAUUUCCCAGCAAAUUAUACUGAAGAUAUAACUGAUUAA
Molecule: messenger RNA, 1317 nt
Organism: Gilbertella persicaria
Lineage: Eukaryota; Fungi; Mucoromycota; Mucoromycetes; Mucorales; Choanephoraceae
Exons: 6
Coding region: 1-1317 (438 amino acids)
Molecular function (GO): protein binding; phosphatidylinositol binding
Source: RefSeq, a predicted model, not a curated record